UUGGAUUAGUAACCAGCGGUGAUGAGAUCAGCGGGAUCGGCUUUCGCGAGGGGGCACGGCGCUCCCCAGCUGUGCCGGCUCUCGCAUGAGGCGGCGGCGGGCGGCGCAGGGGGAGGCAGCGCGCACAAAGCCCGGUAGCCGCCGCAGGCCGCCGCCCCCGGGCAGGGCUCCCGGGCGGCCCGGCCGCCCCGAGCUCCGCAGCCGCCCGCGGGCCCCCGGGCGCGGCGCCCGCCUCGCUCCGAGCCGCGGCUCCCCCCGGCUCCUGUGGCCUCCCCGGGCAGCCGCAGGCGGCGGGAGCAGCCUCUGCUGGGCGGGCGCGCUCCGGGCGGGGGGCACGGGCUCCGAGCGCGGCGAGCUCGGCCACGGCGGCUCCCGAGUUUGUUUACUUGUGCUUCGCCUCUCGUCCCCGGUAUCUGCUCUCUGCCGGCAUAGCGGAUCGGUGGCGGUGCCGUGCGAGGGGUUUAUGCUAAUGUGCCUCGGUGUCUUGCUGCUGACUCCGGAUGUCCUUGGAUGACCGUCCUGUGCUUCAGUGACCCUGCCAGGGCUGAAGGGAGACUCGGUACUUCCCUGCAUCGCCAGGAUGAGAAAACUUCCCAGCGCCGUGCCUUGCUGCGGCCCUCAUGAGCAUUUUUUACUCUGAAAACAUUGCUGCUAAAAAACUCCAAACAGGAGGAGUAAAUCCACUCAGCUUGUCAGGUCACUGGCUCAGUGUAACGGCGCUUUCAUGAGGUGACAUUGGGCCAAAGUCAACUUUUCUUUCUCCUUUGUAAACCUGCAGCCAAGCAAUGGGCCAGAAAAUCUCAGGGAGCAUAAAGUCUGUGGAUGUGAGGGAGCCCCCUUAUAGACCCGUGAAACGAGAGCUGAGAGGCCCGGAUUUCUGCAAGCCCGCGCGCCUGGACAUGCUGUUGGAUAUGCCCCCUGCCAAGCUGGAGGUCCAGUACAAACACGCUUGGAAUAACGAAGAUCGCUCGUUAAAUAUCUUUGUAAAGGAGGACGACAAACUGACUUUCCACAGGCACCCGGUGGCACAAAGCACAGAUUGCAUCCGGGGCAAGGUGGGCUACACGCGGGGCCUGCACGUGUGGCAGAUCCACUGGCCCACGAGGCAGCGCGGGACUCACGCCGUGGUGGGCGUCUCCACGGCCGAGGCGCCGCUGCACUCGGUGGGAUACACGUCCUUGGUUGGUAGCAACAAUGAAUCCUGGGGCUGGGAUCUGGGGCGCAACAAACUCUACCACAACUGUAAAAACCAGCCCGGGGUCACGUACCCCGUCUUUUUGGAACCAGAUGAGUCUUUUGUACUCCCAGACUCCUUACUGGUGGUUUUGGAUAUGGAUGAAGGGACGCUUAGCUUCAUGGUCGAUGGACAGUAUCUUGGAGUGGCCUUCAGAGGACUAAAAGGGAAAAAACUUUACCCCAUAGUCAGUGCAGUUUGGGGGCACUGUGAAAUUACAAUGAGAUACAUCAAUGGACUUGACCCGGAACCCCUGCCUUUAAUGGACUUGUGCCGAAGAUCAAUUCGUUUUGCUCUUGGCAGAGACCGCCUGCAUGACAUAGAAGUUCUACCUUUGCCUCUGUCUCUGAAAAAUUAUUUACAGUACCAAUAAGAAAUCUAGAACCCUCUGGCCUCACAUUGGAGUUCAUCAAUGCAAAUGGCAGAAAAUUGUUUACAGCAAAAUAUAAAUUUUUGUGAUGGACACUGAAGUGUUAUUUAAUUUUUAAUAUAUGUAUUUUUUUCUGAACCAGUGAAAGCAGAUCACUGUGGGGGACUACUAAAGAAUGUGAAAACAUUGAUUUGAUUGAGGUUCAUGUGUUACCUGUUGCCUUUUGUGUUUACAGUCCUGAAGGCUAUAAUUCUCAUCUCUCAUACACUGAUUAGUUUUUCUUUGUUGCUUCUGGUAAAUGCCAAAAGAAAAUCUGACCUGCAAGAUUCAGUGUCCUGCAGGCAGACCAUUUUUCAAUAUUAUGUUUUUCAUUUUUUGUCCUCUCUCCUACACUUUACUCCAGUAAAUAAAAAAACAUUAGCAAAGGAAAAGUCUUUACAGUAACUCUUGAAAAAUAUUUAAACCUUGGUAUGCAGAGUUAUUGAGAGCUCUGUGUGUUCAGUGCUCAACAUAAUUAGGCCUAUAAUAUCUAAAAGCUCUAAUGUUUAAAAAAAGCAGAUUAUUGUCUAAAAGAAGAGAAUGUGGUUUUAAAACAUGGGAGGAAACAAAUGGUUUAUGUGUCAGAUCAGUUUCUGGACUUGGUAACAGUAAGGUGCAGUUCAUUGUUUUCAAGACCAAAUCUAGUCCCUCCAAAGUUCUGCAGUUUAUAACAAAGUGUUCAUUGUCCCAAGAAUUUAGGAUAUUCAUAUUUUAGGAAGCUUGUCACUUUUUUUUUUAAACAAAUUUAUAAUUUUUAUGUGGUAUGAACUCUAAGUACUUUGUUUUCUUUUUAAUGUAUGUGUGGUUAUAAUGUUUAUUUAUCUGUUUAGCGUCUGGAGUUCUCAUUUAAUUGUUUCCCAUCUUGGGGUGACUGAUUCUGGUUUUUUCCCCAGCUCCAUCUGAAAUGUAUCAGUUUUUCAGGCUCAUCCCUUUUUUUUAAGAUGCUGCUUUCUGUUUGUGUUUCUUACAUGUUUCAAGUUAUCUGCCUGAAUCAGUUAUCUAGUUUUUAAACUGGAAGUUGUUGUUAGGGCAGAAUGUCAAAUGUUUAGACUGAGCUGCCUUCAGCAUAUUUUAAUGUGAAUUUACUGAUGAAUGAGGAGAAAAUUUCUAAUAAAGUCUACUGUCCAAAGUAAAA
Messenger RNA from Agelaius phoeniceus (red-winged blackbird), 2778 nucleotides. Lineage: Eukaryota; Metazoa; Chordata; Aves; Passeriformes; Icteridae. The record is from RefSeq and is a predicted model, not a curated record.